AUGAUAGCAAUCUCUGCCAUCAGCAGUGCACUCCUGCUCUCCCUUCUCUGUGAAGCAAGUGCCGUCAUCUUACUCAAUUCCACUGACUCAUCCCCGCCAACCAAUAAUUUCACUGAUAUUGAAGCAGCUCUAAAAGCACAACUAGAUUCUGCGGACAUCCCCAAAGCCAGGCGGAAGCGCUACAUUUCGCAGAAUGACAUGAUCGCCAUUCUUGAUUAUCAUAACCAAGUUCGGGGCAAAGUGUUCCCACCAGCAGCAAACAUGGAAUAUAUGGUCUGGGAUGAAAAUCUUGCAAAAUCUGCAGAGGCUUGGGCAGCUACUUGCAUUUGGGACCAUGGGCCUUCUUACUUAUUGAGAUUUUUGGGUCAAAAUCUAUCUGUACGAACGGGAAGAUAUCGCUCUAUUCUCCAGUUGGUCAAGCCAUGGUAUGAUGAAGUGAAAGAUUAUGCUUUUCCGUAUCCCCAGGAUUGCAAUCCCAGAUGUCCUAUGAGAUGUUUUGGCCCCAUGUGCACACAUUAUACACAGAUGGUUUGGGCCACUUCCAAUCGAAUAGGAUGUGCAAUUCAUACUUGUCAAAACAUGAAUGUUUGGGGAGCUGUAUGGCGCCGUGCAGUUUAUUUGGUAUGCAACUAUGCCCCAAAGGGCAACUGGAUUGGAGAAGCACCAUAUAAAGUAGGGGUACCAUGUUCAGCUUGCCCUCCCAGUUACGGGGGGUCUUGUACUGACAAUCUUUGUUUUGCAGGAGUAACGUCAAACUACCUAUACUGGUUUAAAUAA
Molecule: messenger RNA, 777 nt
Organism: Lagenorhynchus albirostris (white-beaked dolphin)
Lineage: Eukaryota; Metazoa; Chordata; Mammalia; Artiodactyla; Delphinidae
Gene: PI15
Product: peptidase inhibitor 15
Exons: 5
Coding region: 1-777 (258 amino acids)
Cellular component (GO): extracellular region
Source: RefSeq, a predicted model, not a curated record